Molecule: messenger RNA, 1065 nt
Organism: Trichoderma atroviride IMI 206040
Lineage: Eukaryota; Fungi; Ascomycota; Sordariomycetes; Hypocreales; Hypocreaceae
Source: RefSeq, a predicted model, not a curated record
ACCAUUGCUUCAUUCUGAUCAUCCAAGUGGGAAUCAAUUCAUUUCCGCUCUUCCACCUGCACUUAAUUUCAAAAAGAAGAAGACUUCAAAUUCAAGGUUUCCUUCUUCUUCAUUCUCAUCAAGCCUGCCGGCGUCAAUCUUCCGUCACUCGCUGUCGUCGGCUCCUCCCCUUGUGUCUUGCUAUUAGUAAUAGAAGGCCUUCUCUCGGCCACUACUUCAACAGACCGUUCUCGACAGAACACUCGUUGGCAUCACAUCACACGACACGACUACAUCCGGCCUCGGCUACAUCUUGAUCACCCUCAGACAUCUUCUCCUCUCAAAUCGCCCAGCAUGCCUGCCAAGAAGCUCCGUUGCAACGCCAAGGACUGCCGAGAGGCUGCCCAGCGCAUCGUCGGAGACUGCACAUUCUGCAAUGGCCACUUCUGCGGCAAGCACCGUCUGUUAGAGGAUCACAAGUGCAGCGGCCUGGAAGACUGCAAGAAGCAGUCUCAUGCGCGCAAUGCUGCCCAGCUGGAAGCCGAGAGGACACAGGUCAUCCGAGGCGUCUAAAUCACACCCUUGCCAACCUCCCAACGGCGAUCACCCAACAAACCACCUGACCUCUAAUUACCGCACAUCCUACGGUUUUCCAUACACUUCGAUUUCACCUACCAUUCUCAUUCACACACCUUGAUUUGGCGCUUUCGUCGGCCCAAUCCAGUCUCACGGACCACGAUUACAUGAAUAUUCAUUUUCCCAUUUAUUUGGAGCGAUAAGGGGUUGACACGGCGAGAGGAAGCCAGUCGUUCUCCCCAAGGAGAGAGAGAAGCAAGACGAGAUGGUGCUAUCAGUGCCCUCCAUUACCUUUUUUGUAUAUUUCUACCAUCUAUUUCACUGGUGUACUGUUUCGGUCGGAACAGCUACGGCUUUUGGAUCGCACGGAGUAUUAGGCAUGUUUCAUCAUCUAUUCGGCAUUUUAUCUAGGGGGAUAUUAGGAGCCAUUUUCCGCAUUUGAUUGCUGUUUGAUCUUUAUUAGUUCAUUUUUGAAUAUGAUGAAACCCAAAUUCGUUAAACAAAACAAAC